UGUUAGGAAUGGUGGGAGUUGAAGUCCAAAACACCCCGCGGGCCCAAGUUUGCCCAGGCCUGAACUCGACUAUCCUAUCUCUGUUGAUUUCCCACAAAGUCCAGCGGUCACCAUGGCAACUCAGAGUCCUAGAGCGGCACCUUUUUCCUCACGCCCCACUACCGGAAGUGUGCUCUUCCUCUCCUUCCGAGGGCCGCCCAGCGAUGAAGUCCGCCUUCGUCACCGUCGGGACCACCAGCUUCGACGACCUCGUCGCUGCCAUCGCGGCUCCGAAGGCUGUAAAGGUUUUGCAGGAUCUUGGCUACCGGAAACUGGUCCUCCAGGUCGGCAGGGGCUCCGUGUGCCCAGACCCAUUCAGCACAAAUACGUUCACAUUGGAAGUCUUCAGGUUCAAGAACUCACUCACGGAAGAGGUGCAAGCUGCAGACCUAGUCAUAAGUCACGCAGGGGCCGGAAGCUGUUUGGAGGUCUUGGAAGCUGGCAAACCGCUCCUGGUCGUUGUCAAUGACAAACUUAUGGACAACCAUCAAUUAGAACUGGCAAGGCAGCUGCACAGAGACGGGCACCUAUUUUACUGCAGUAGCAGGGACCUUGUGGAGACCCUCCGAUCCAUGGACUUGUCGACCCUGAAGCCUUUUCCUCGUGGACAACCAGAAAAGUUUGCAGAAUUCCUGGACAAAGCGAUUGGCAUUAGGAAAAGAAGAGAAAAGCUGGCCAUGAAGGAAAGGGGGGGGGGGUCACCUUUUGCUCCCACCUGCGUGGGGCACGUGAAGGUGGGGAAAGCAAAGCCCCAAAUUGCCGGCAGCUGGGCGCGGGGACGCGCACGGGGCCCUCCAGCCUUCAAAGGCACGCGCCCCAGGCCGGAGCGCGCGUCCCUCGGGCUCCCCGGUCUCUCUCUCGGUCUCCUUUCUCUCUUCCUUUCGUUUCCCCUUCUGGAGAGGAGAGCCAUGCAGAAGGGCUGGAAGAAGUACUUCGGGCAGAAGUCGCUCAGCGAGGUCACCAUGGACGAGUACCUGGGCAGCCUGGGCCUCUACCGCAAGCUCACCGCCAAGGACGCCUCCUGCCUCUUUCGGGCCAUUUCCGAGCAGGUGUAUGCUUGCCAGAUCCAUCACAUGGCAGUCAGAAAAGCUUGUGUGGCCUUCCUAAGGAAAAACAAGCAGAAUUUUGAGUCCUAUGUGGAAGGAUCGUUUGAGAAAUACCUGGAACGGCUUGGAGACCCAAAGGAAAGUGCUGGACAACUAGAAAUCAGUGCCUUCUCCUUGAUCUAUAAUCGAGACUUCAUUCUGUACCGGCAUCCUGGAAAGCCGCCUUCCUAUGCUACUGACAAUGGCUUUGAGGAAAAGAUACUACUAUGUUCCUCCAGUAAUGGCCACUAUGAUUCUGUGUACAGCAAACAAUUCCAGGCAAAUGCUGCCAUUUGCCAAGCUGUCUUAUAUGAGAUCCUGUACAAAUAUGUCUUCAAAGUGGAUGAGGAAGAACUGAGAAUGGCCCUGGAGAUGUUUCGGAGCGGGUCCAAGAAGAACAGGAACAGCACUUCGGUCGGGAGUGAGGAGGCCAACUUCGAGGCUGUUCCUGAGAGAGGCUUCCGAAGUUCUCCAGAAAAGAGACCUCAGGAUUGGGAAGGAUUUGAGCCCGCCAACCAGCUGGAGGAAAACUGCAAACAAGGCGUUGAAGAGGCAAAGCCUCCGGAAAACCCCAAGAUGCCCUUUCCUUACAAAGUGCUGAAAGCAUUGGACCCUGAGAUCUAUCGCAACAUCGAGUUUGAUGUUUGGUUGGAUAGUAGGAAAGAACUUCAAAAAAUGGACUACCUGGUGUUUGCUGGGAGACAGUACUAUCUAGGGGACAAGUGUCAGGUGCGCCUAGACGCCGGAGGCAAAUACUACAAUGCCCACAUCCAGGAUGUGGGGCAAGAUAACAUGGUGACUGUCUUCAUUGAAGAGCUGGCAGAGAAGCACCUUGUUCCACUGGUGAAUUUGAAGCCUGUGACGCAAGUGACACCGGUCCCUGCAUGGAAUAUAGUCUCAAGUCGGAAAGGAGGAGGCUACCAGAAGCUGUCAGAUAUGGACAUAAAAUCACGGAAGAAGCUCUUCAAGAAAGUCAGAGGAAAGGAGGUCUACAUGACGGUGGCCUACAGCCGAGGGCACGCCGUCCUCCCUCCGCGGCUCCAGCAUGGUCUUUCGUCGGGACGGUCCUCUCCCGUCCAUUGUUCUCAAAGCGGAGGCCAUAUAAGCCCUUAUGAACAUUACCAACCUCCAAAUUGCCAGCGCUCUGGCAGGGGAUAUGGGAUGUCCAGGGGAUCUGCCCGGUUUAUAAACAGGAACAACAUAGUAGGUCCGGAAAUAGCUUUCUAUCCUACAGCAGGAAAGAGAUGCUAUCAGAGCUACGACAACUUCUCAUAUAGGUCACGCUCAUAUAGCCGUAGUCGCCGCCAGAUGCAGUGCGUCAACAAGGAGUGCCAGUACGGAUUUUCACCAGAGAACGGUGAGGAACCUCAAGGUCUGGAAGAAACCAUCACUUUCUAUGAAAUAGAAGAAGGGGAUGACACAACCUUUCCUGCAUUGCCCAACCAGGGCAAUCCAGCUCCAAUCGUCCCUGCUUCGACCGGAUUUUGGGUCACCAGAAGAGCCCCGAGUCCCAUUCCACCAAACAAACAGGGUCUCAAUUCCUCCGAGGAAGAAGUCGAGGAACCAAGUGACAACGGGGAGUACCAUGAAGAUUAUCUCUAUGGCCCUUCAGAUCCAGACUGUGAAGCUCCAGCUGUGUUUAGUGCCGCUGAAUCUACGGCAAACUUGUCUUUGCAAGAUGGGAGAACAAGUACUCUAUCUUCUCAGGAAGGUGUCGCUUCAUACAGUUACUCUCAGAAGGUCCUGGUGAAUUCGGGGGUCAUUUCUUCCUCCUCCUCAUGCGCCAAUCCCACUCCAGCUUCCGGCUUCUCCUCCAGUGCGCCUGCUCAAGUCAACGCCUCUGCAUCGGCCCCUCAAAAUGCCGUGCCACCCAUCAUCGUAUCCCCUUCUGUGGGAAGGCCAGUGGUGAUUCCUUCGGCGCCUUAUCCCUACCAGUCUCCGGUGCCAAACAGCGAUGUGGGGGAAAACGGGAGCGUGACCCCACCAUAUUCCUGUGACCCAAAUGGCAGUGACCUUCCCAGGGACCCAAAGAUUGUGCAGUAUUACUUCAACUUGGGCUUGCAGUAUUACCAUCAAAGCUGCUGGAACCCCAUGAUGUACGUGCAGCAGGUGCCUCCAUCUCCUCACAUGGAAGCCUACCAGCCAUAUCCGGAACCGGUCCCAGUGGUAGACACAUCCAUGCCUCCACCAUACGCUGAAGUAGGAAGGAAUGACAUGCGGCAGGCCCAUAUGGAUGCGUCGGCAAAUGGAGCUUUACCCAUCGCAGAGCCUCCCCUGCCACCCCACGGAGCCGUUUACUACCCCGUUGUCCCUGAUCCUUACGCCCAGCCGCCUCUCUCUGGAUACGAUGCCUGUGUCCCCUUGGUGCCUGCCUACCACUACGCUGGCCCUUGGUUCCCGGGAAGCCCAUCCUACGGCACUUCGGCCCGCGUCCAUAGCGCCGUGAACCCUGCCCACUUCCCACAGAUGGGCUACGUGGCCUCCUCGAACCCAGCACCACAUUUUGUCGCUCAGAGUAUGUAAACCUGGAAAAGGACUCUGUCACCAAACCAUUCCUGUUUCUUUGUGUUGCGUUCCUUGCGUUGGUUUUAUUUCUCUGCCUUCCUGUUUUGUUCCGAGGGCAUCGUCCAUAGGAAGAAUGUUCUCUUUAUCUCUUUUUUUAAUUUUUCAUGUUUUAUCUGUAAUGUUGGUUUUGUACUUAUGGUGGGGGUGGGGCUCAGUAUUUUGUAUUUUAUGAAGAUAUUUGUAGGACACUAUAACCUUAUACAUCAAGCAUUGCUGCAGCAAGGAAAGACAGUGAGUAGGAACAGAUGGAGUAAUGCAGCCUGUCCUCAGCUUGGGACCUUCCAGAAGAGUUGGGCGACAUCUCCCAUCAUCCCCAGUUGCAUGACCAUUGGUCACUGGCCAUGUGACUUGGGGAUUAUGGGGGCAUUUGCGCAAGACCUCCGGGAGGCAUCAAGUUAGAGAGUUCUGAACCAGUGCCGUUUUCUUCAUAUUUUAUUACUGCAAUAUAGUGGGUAUUGGCAAAGUGAUACCGCUGUUCCAAAUAAUCAGAGUGAUACCUUCUCAUCUCCUCCUGGCUUGAAUAUAAUUCUGAGAUCUCCAUAUGCUUUCCAUGUUUAAAAAAAACCCCAGCACAUUGAAGGCAAAGAUGUGAAAGCUAAACACGUAAAGAGUUCCCAGGCCAGUGAUGGUUCUUGAUUCGACCUCUCCGCAAGUGAGAUAUAACCAUUCUGGUGUAUCGCUCUCAGUUAACUGCCUACCAAUCAUUCUUCAAUUUUAACGUGGUCUCCGCGGGGCACUGCUUUUGAAGGUGGGGAAUCGUUGUCUUGGAUUGGUGCUGCUGCUGCUGUCACAGUCUGUAAUAAGGUUUCUAAAAGAAUAAUCACUGCACAAGUGGAUGAAGAGUGGGGUUUAAUUUGGCACCACCAUCACUCAAUAAAAGCAGAUUCUGAA
This is a messenger RNA of Anolis carolinensis (green anole), 4580 nucleotides long. RefSeq names its product ALG13 UDP-N-acetylglucosaminyltransferase subunit (gene alg13). The transcript is spliced from 28 exons. NCBI's taxonomy places the organism in Eukaryota, Metazoa, Chordata, Lepidosauria, Squamata, Anolidae. Gene Ontology annotation, molecular function: hexosyltransferase activity. The coding region runs from base 9 to 3647 and encodes 1212 amino acids. Gene Ontology annotation, biological process: dolichol-linked oligosaccharide biosynthetic process. The record is from RefSeq and is a predicted model, not a curated record.